GCGAUCCCUGCUUUUAUUUUUCUUUCCAGACGGCCACGGUUGAGCACAAAAACAAACUUGAACCAGACGGGCUCUGGGUCAACACUUGAGCUCAUGUCCUCGUCUGAAGAGGAGGAAGUGAAGAUUUGUCACUGAAGAGAUUUUAUCUUAAUAUUUUCUCCAUUGUUGAAAAAAGGGGAAGGGCUCUGCCAAGAAAAAAACAACCAUUUGGAAAUUAAGUUAUGCGUCAGCGAGUGCGCACUUUACGCACAGCGCGCACCAUGAAACUUUAAGAUGUUGGAUCACUUCGCCGGUGUUGUUGUUCCUGUGUUAGACUGUAUUUCCUUUGUUGAUGUCAGCUCUUCAAGACUCACUGUAACCAUGUGUCGUGGUUAAAAACUUUACAGCGCGCACAAGCUUGAGGAGGUUAGCCCUGAAAUAGCAUGGGGGCCAAACCGAGCAGCACGGUAUUUGAUGGCAGAACUCGGGCUUAUUCCAGCUCUGAUCUCCCAUCUGGGAACCCCAGCGCAGGGGACAGGAUUGCUGGGUUUAGGUACACCAAUGGACCCGAUGGCCCCAGGAUCCGAUACACGGGAGGGGGGCCAACCAGCUCCGGGCUCAGUAUACCUACCGGCGGUAGGUCGGGAUCACACGUAGUUAAUCAACGUACCGAUGACACGGAUGGUGACGAUGAAGAGCCACCUGAGGGCCACAGGUUGCUAAUAGGGUCCCUACCUGCUCACCUGUCCCCUCAUCUGCUGGGAGGAUUCCACUGCCCUGUUUGCUCCAAGUUUAUGGCAUCAGAUGAAAUAGAGAAGCACCUGCUCAUGUGUUUCAGCAAAACACGCCUCACCUAUAACAAGGACAUCCUGUCCAGGGACUCUGGGGAAUGUUCCAUCUGCUUAGAAGAGCUGGAGCAGGGAGACACCAUUGCCAGGCUGCCCUGCCUCUGUAUCUAUCAUAAAGGGUGUAUAGAUGAGUGGUUUCAGGUGAAUCGCUCGUGUCCAGAACAUCCCGCUGAGUAGAAGCUGCAAAAGUACAGUUUCAAUCUACUGUACGUCUAUCUGUGGUCGACUGUGUGCCCUGACCUCAUCCCAACACUGUCUGUUCCAGCCGAGCAUCAGCGCUCAUCAGGGAUUGUUAAGACAUUAUUGUGAACAGGAUUAUUCAGAUUGUGUCAUGGGACAGCAACGGACUUUUGACAUUUUGCUCGAGGCUUCGUGGGAUGUUCAAAGAACCACUGGUGGAGUCAGUUUGUCUCCAGAAAAUACGUGAAUGUUCCUUACACCCCCUGCUGGCUGAAAAGUGUGCCCAUGCAACCUGGGAUCUUGCUGAACUGAACUGUUUUGCUGAACAGGGUGUGUUUUUUUUAUAGCAGAGGACUUGUGUACCCAAUAUAGUGGAAAAGUAAUGUCUCUUUUCAGUAGAGAUUUCUGUUUGAUGCCUGUUCAGAGACUUGAUCAGAAGGCUGAAGGCUGAUGGUGUGCAAUGUGAAGCCAUACAGAAUAAAAUAUGCCUAUAUCAGCUUUAAGGGAUGAUUACAGUGUUGAUGAUAGUAGAUUGUAUUUUGUCUGUUUGUUUUUGCAAAAUCGGCUAUCAAUAUUGUUUGUUAAACAAUGAUGCGUUUUAGACCAAAUAGUCUAACGUGAAAUAGUCAAGACUUUGUUAAUCACUUGGCCAUUCAGAACCACAGUAAUGUGAUUGCAUAGUUUAGUGGUGGAAUUAAAGAUAGGCUAAAACAUAUCUAACAAUGAUUCAUACUCUCUCUAAGGAGUGCCAUAAUAUGCUGCUAUGUCAUAGACUGGAAAUAUUUCCUAUAACCUUUGAACCUUUGUUUAUUGUACUUGUUAUUUGUACUGUAAUGAAUUGCACAACAAUAAAUGUUUUGUCUUUGUGUCUCUUUA
Messenger RNA from Thunnus maccoyii (southern bluefin tuna), 1883 nucleotides. Its product is annotated as E3 ubiquitin-protein ligase znrf2-like. The record is from RefSeq and is a predicted model, not a curated record. The transcript is spliced from 4 exons. The coding region runs from base 423 to 1004 and encodes 193 amino acids. Lineage: Eukaryota; Metazoa; Chordata; Actinopteri; Scombriformes; Scombridae.